CCUUAGACCCAUCAGUACAUGGAAUUGUGUUAUUUAGCAAUCGUCUAAACAAAUAAAUAAAAUCAAAAAUGUUACGUAUCUGCUUCUUCGUACUGAUGAUGUUGCUGCUUUCGGACGCCCUUGGCUGGACCAUGGAUGAAAUAGUAAACCAUAUAGCCUUUUGCAGUCAACUUCCCGCAUACGGACGCUGCAGUAACCACAUGCGGAUGUGGUACUACAGCCGUCAGCACAGGUCCUGCAGACCCUUUGACUACUCCACCUGCGGCGGCAACACGAAUCGCUUCUUUACGAAGGCCGAGUGCGAGCAACAUUGUUAACUAUUCAAAUUCGAAGGACACUGCCCGAGCCUGACCUUAGCCGAGUUCCACGUCAUUUACAUCUAAGCAAUUGGGUUAUUAUUAUAUUUAAAUGUAAUAUAUGCACUCAUCAUAUACUAUGUAUGCAUAUUGGCGAAUUCACUUCAUUUAAAUCAAAAAAAAAAAAAAAACAAGAGUGCUUUAUGCAAGAUACCUUGCAUAUAGUUCCCCAAAUUAAUUGUUAUUUAAAAUUAAAGUCAGUUAAAACAA
Molecule: messenger RNA, 566 nt
Organism: Drosophila montana
Lineage: Eukaryota; Metazoa; Arthropoda; Insecta; Diptera; Drosophilidae
Product: kunitz-like toxin PcKuz2
Exons: 3
Coding region: 69-317 (82 amino acids)
Molecular function (GO): serine-type endopeptidase inhibitor activity
Source: RefSeq, a predicted model, not a curated record